CUUGAACAACUCUGAGUAACGGAAGUAAUACGUCUGCUGUAGUACCUUCUCAGCCUGACACUCGUUUUAGCUCUUUUUCUAUGUCAACCCCUUCUUGGCAAGUAGAAGUCAUCAGGAAUGAACUUGUCUGUCUAAUUAAUACUUGCAUGUCUCCUCUUCUCCAAUUAUGUCCCUGAACUGAGAUGUUGAUAUUCAUCUUGUGUCACAACAAGAAAGCUUUUGCCAGUGGGAUGAUUUUCUGAUGAAGCAUGUGCUGGAUGUGUGACCUUUGUGGGUUUAUACUGAAGAAGCUUCUGGAUCCCUUUAGACAAACAAAUCCCUUAACAAGCAGGAUUCAUGCUUAUUUUGCAUUCUUUAUGCUGCUAACCGGCUGCCACACUUACUCCUAUCAGCAGCAGAAGCUGCUGCCCUGCUGUGUAUGAAGCUUAAUUGAAGUCAUGUCCAGAAGGAAAGUCAACUAAAUCAGGGAUUUGCAGGCAUAUGGAAAUGCAAGACCAGCAAUGGAGGUAGAGUCCACCACAUACACUGACUUUAUUUCCUGUGAUCGGGCUGGUCGGAGGAACGCUGUCCACGAUAUCCAAGGAGAUGCGACUGCUAUCAGCAUGCGCAAGCUGACAGGGGACAUAAGUGACCUCUCCAUUGAAGGAGCAGAAAGCCAAGCAGAUGCCACUUCUUCCGAGAAGGACCCUGGAGCAAGACCAAAGGGGCAAGACAACAGCCCCUCCCCAUGAGGGCAUGCAGGGGGUGGGAUGGGGUAGGAGGAGGGACUUGCUGUAGACCUUAAACAAGAAUUUACUAUUGAAUCUGCAGACGAAAGCCAACAUGGAAGCACAAGUUCUCUGUCAAAUGCCGCUGCUGCAACCGUUUGGUUCAGAGAGCUGCAGGAUGCUGUGCAAGGACUGGCACCUCCAAAAGACUUCUGCUCCCACCCCUAACAACUUAGAACAACACUGCAGUGGUUGUAGUGGUAUGAGCCAUUCUCAAGAUGCCUUAGCUGCAAUUUUCCUCUAUAGGAAAACACAAUUUCAGUAAUAAUACACACAGACUUUCCUGUCCAAGGUACCUUCUUACUUCGUAAAUUUAGACUAUUAUUUAUUCUCUAUUUCCAUAGAUUAGGAGCUUAGACUUUUGGGGUUUUCUAAGCAUCACCCUCAUUCUGCAUCUUAGAUCUGAACUGGCCUCUGGACUGUCCGCGUAGCCCCUAGUCACGGUGGGCAGUGGGGAAGGGACCCGGCCAGUCCCACAGUGUUCAUGUCAAGCACCACUCACCUGUGCUGCUGCCACGUAGCGAUCAGAAAAGGACCAAAGCGCGGACACGUGUGGACGAGCUCCACCUACAGACCCAGCAGCAUCAGCCACAGGCAUCUUUUUCUUUGGGUUUUAGCAUUUUAAGGUAUUGUUAAGGGGAGGGGAGAACAAUUUUGCUGUUUUGACUGUUGAAAUUGAGGCUUACCCAUGCAAACUGUUAGCCGAGAAGUAUUUAUCUCUGGAAAGAUCUCACACCGUUCUCUUUUAGGAGAUGUUUUGUGUUAAAGAUGGUUUGAUAAAACUAUAUAAGCUGUUGGAAUAAAUAACACACAGCCUUCAA
Struthio camelus australis is the source of this 1588-nucleotide messenger RNA. The record is from RefSeq and is a predicted model, not a curated record. Lineage: Eukaryota; Metazoa; Chordata; Aves; Struthioniformes; Struthionidae.